GGCUGCAGUACCUCUCGUUAAGGUACUUAGGUUGGUGGAUUCGGAUGAGCAUCCGGCAAUGGGAUUCAUUUAUGAAGCAAUGGAUCGUGCGAAAGAGAAAAUUCAAAAGAACUUCAAUAAUGUCCUAACAUGCUAUGAUCCUAUAUGGGCCAUCAUUGAUAGAAGAUGGGAAACCCAACUCCAUCACCCAUUGCAUGCUGCAGCAUACUUCUUGAACCCUCAGUUUCAUUAUAGUCCCAAUUUUCAAGCUGAUGCAGAGAUUAAAAUUGGGUUGUACAAAUGUCUUGAAAAAAUGGUCCCUGACACUAAUGAGAGGGUGAAGAUAGAUUUGCAAAUUGAUGCAUUCAAGAAUGCAAGAGGACUCUUUGGUAUACAAAAUGCAAUCUUGACUAGAAAAAAGAAAUCUCCAGGUUAUUUAUUUUUACCCUAAGUUGAUUUGUAAGUUGUAUCAAUCUUAUGUUAUGAUUAUUUGUUUUGAAGAACUUUAAAUUUUGAACUACUUAAUUAAAAUUUCGAUGUAG
This is a messenger RNA of Camellia sinensis, 521 nucleotides long. The record is from RefSeq and is a predicted model, not a curated record. Lineage: Eukaryota; Viridiplantae; Streptophyta; Magnoliopsida; Ericales; Theaceae.